CGCUGCCGCCCCGCCGUUGUGUGGGGAUAGCCCCGGGUUAAACCUGCCUCGCUGCGUGGAUCCGUGGAGCUCCAGCUGUAGUCCAUCCGCAGGCCGCAGGAACCACAGACGAUUGUCGAUCAUGUCCCAGACCGUCCCUCCGAUUCUCUCCGUUCUCCCCAUUCGGGCUCUGGUGGAUGAGAAGUUCAAGGUGUUGGUGGAGAACCUUCCCCCGGGAUCUCCGGUAACGAUCCGCUCCCUCCACCACUCCGAGGACCGGGACUACUGGGAGGCCUACGGACACUUCAUCAGUGAUCACAGAGGAACGGUGUCCGUUUCAGAGGAUUUGAGUUUCGGGGGCACGUACGCAGGACGAGAACCCAUGGGCUUGCUGUGGAGCAUGCGCCCUGUCCCAGGCAGCCGCAAAGGCCUCAGGUUAAGAAAGAUGAACGUCUGCACCCCCAUGCUGAUCAACAUCUCGGUCUACAGUGGACACGAGGGCUUCAGGGAGCAGGCUCCUCUGGCCUCGGUGCUGACAGAGAGAUGGUACAAGGCCCCGGGGGUCCAGCGGAUCGAGAUCAGACAGAAAGGAGUGCGGGGGACCCUGUUCAUACCUCCAGGUCCAGGACCCUUCCCCGGGCUGCUGGACAUGUGGGGAGGUGGUGGAGGGCUUUUGGAGUACCGCUCUGCCUUGCUGGCGUCCCGGGGUUAUGCUGCCCUGGCGCUGGAGUACUUCGCCCCUGGUGAGCUGCAGUCGGCAGAGCUGGAGUUCAACUAUUUUGAGAAAGCAUUCAACAUCGUCAAGGACCAUCCUCAAGUGAUGCCAGACAGAGUUGGAAUUUUUGGUCUUUCCCUUGGCUCCAUCGUGGCCAUGUACUUGGCAGCUGAGAGCACUCUUAUCAAACCUCGUUGUUGUGUUUGUGUCAGCUGCAGCAACUCUUACAUGCGCGGGAAGAGCUUAAGUGGAGUCCAAAAUGAGAUUGCCAAGAAUUCUGACAAGUUGCGUGUGGACGAGAACAACCAUCAGAUAUGGCGAGAUAUGGGUCUAGCAGUUAUUAGGGAUCCCUCAAAUAAAGUGGACGUGGGGGAAAUAAACUGUCCAAUAUUGCUGGUGAACGGCAAUGAUGAUCAGAACUGGCCUACGCUGGAGGUGGCUGAGGAUAUCGCUCAGAGGAUGCGUGCGGCAGGUAAGGAGCACCUGCUGACCAGAUUGGCGUACCCUAACACUGGACAUUUGAUCGAGCCGCCCUUCUCGCCCCACUUCAGAGCUACUAACUUCAUAGUAAACAGCACGAGAGAGAAAGUGAUACUGCUGUGGGGAGGACAAACCAAACCCCAUUCGGACGCUCAGGAGGACUCCUGGAAGAAGAUUUUGAGUUUUCUGCAGCAGCAUCUGUACUGCAGUCCACGUCCCAAAGCACAGUUGUGAGCGACAGCGCGCACGCGGACUGCCGGUCGUGCCUUACUACCUCGACACCGACGCAUAGUAUUGGAUCCUCCCUGUACUGACCGCACGCAUUUGCAAGGGGCUCAUUCUAAACGAGGGAAAUCACAACAAUUCUUUGCUUCGGAUGAUUAUUCACUAAUGAAAACGGAAUUAAGAAUAUGCCUUUCUGCCAAUAGAUCCCCCUAAAUCCUACACACUGGUAGUUUUAAUUUAGUUUAUGUUUUCUGUGGGAUAAGGAUUUGAUAUUGCCCCACCCGAUCACUAGCUGCUGUGUUAUUUCCGAUUGAUGAUGAAACUGCUUUAACUUGCGCACUGUAUAGUUACCCAGUUAAAUAUGUGACAAUGCACAACUGUCCUCAUACAAGAAAAUAGUAGACGAAGCCGCAUCAAAUAGGAAUUUUUUUUCCUCUGAGCCCUUUAUUUUCCUGUAUUAGGACACUUCAAUACAUAAUUUGCGAAAGACACAAAAUCAGUUUUUAAUUAACUCUGGAA
Molecule: messenger RNA, 1918 nt
Organism: Xiphias gladius (swordfish)
Lineage: Eukaryota; Metazoa; Chordata; Actinopteri; Istiophoriformes; Xiphiidae
Product: peroxisomal succinyl-coenzyme A thioesterase-like
Exons: 11
Coding region: 122-1408 (428 amino acids)
Biological process (GO): acyl-CoA metabolic process; fatty acid metabolic process
Molecular function (GO): fatty acyl-CoA hydrolase activity
Source: RefSeq, a predicted model, not a curated record